Penicillium waksmanii is the source of this 1401-nucleotide messenger RNA. RefSeq names its product wax synthase family protein. The transcript has 2 exons. The record is from RefSeq and is a predicted model, not a curated record. NCBI's taxonomy places the organism in Eukaryota, Fungi, Ascomycota, Eurotiomycetes, Eurotiales, Aspergillaceae. Bases 1 to 1401 code for a protein of 466 amino acids. Gene Ontology annotation, biological process: lipid metabolic process.
AUGGACAAAAAUUCUUUGUGGGCUCAUCGUCUCUACAUUGCUGAAUGCCGUCUCAUACCCAAGGUUCUGCUACCAAACGGUAUCUUGUCAAUCGCAGGGUGGCCCGGUGUGACCAUGGAUCAACCAGUCGCGUCGACCUCGGCAAAUAUUCUGGAAAUCUUGCUUCUCUACACGGCCCAUGUUUUAUUACCUGCGUAUCUACUGCUGACGACGGCAAAGCGAUCACUUCUACGAUAUCUCUCAAUUCCAGUCUCGAUCUGCAUUUUACAUAGAGCAAUACAUGUCGCAUCCCUGCUAGGCCCAGGAUUCAUUUGGUGUGAACUUGCACGUCUGUUUCUUACAGUCGCAUGCCAGAGUCUGAACCUACUGCUCAUCAACUCAAAGGAUGGCCAUGACAUACCUCCUGAUGUCGGCCAGGGCGUCUUGAAACGCAUUUAUAUCUCGAGCCAAUUUUUCACACAUCCUCGGGGGAUUAAUACUCCAUGGCAAAUCAACAAUACCCCACCACAGCCUACGUAUUACGAACGAAACAAUAUGGCUGUGCCUACACGCAAGCGAUUCUUGAUACGGCAAUUUUCAAUCGCUUCCUGGCAAUAUCUAGCACUGGAUAUGUUUUCAGCCCUUGCCUUGCGACAGGCAAUGGAACAAGAAAAAUCCGGAACGCUGUCGAGCACUGUCCAAUGGAAUAUAUCAACUGAGCAAUUGAUCGAGCGAAUCGUCUCAAAUCUGAUGGCCGGAUUUGUCGUCAGUCGCAUCCUUAUUGAUUUCCACCACCGUGUUUUCUCGGUCAUAGCUGUUGGAAUCGGUCUCGACUCGACGUCAGAUUGGCCUCCGCUAUUUGGGAAGGCAACAGACACCUACAGCUUACGAGGAUUCUGGUCAAAAUUUUGGCAUCAACUCCUACAACAACCCUUGACGUCUAUCAGCCGCCUCAUUACUCGCGAUGCCCUAGGCUUAGCACCAAAUUCUACACUCCAGCGGUAUAUGAAUAUCUGCAUUGUUUUCUUCCUCUCCGGUGGAUUGCACGUUGUGUUGGAUAUUGUGCAAGGAAUCCCCUCGCAAGAAUCAGGUGCCAUGUUGUUCUUCGCCUUGGCUCCACUGGGACUCAUAGUCGAAGAUGCCUUUAAAGCACUGUGGCGACGCAUUUUAAAUCAAAACAAGGAAAGUAAAACACAAACUGAUGCACCACUACCACGAUCGCAACGACUUCUUGGGCUGGCCUGGACGAUGGUAUGGCUGGGGAUCACCUCAACCUGGUACUUUUAUCCGCAGAUGUUGCGGCCCCAAAACCAAAAUUUGGUACCUUUCAGCUUCGCAGAUCAAGUUGGGCUGCCUGUCAUUUUAUCAGCAGUUACGAUGGGCGGCGUUAUACUUGCUUUCACUUUCCAGGUCGAGGUAUAA